AAUAUUUAUUGAUUUUUUUUUUUUUUUUUGAAACUACUUUAUGAUACCUCAUAUGACAUAGGGUCCGGACUGAGUUUACAGAGAACUCACCCUCUGAAAUUUUCAAAGUCCCAACUUUCUCUUUCCAUUUCCUGAAUAAAAUAAAUAAUAAUAUUAUAUUAGGGAGUCCUAAACCUAUACAAUUAUAUUCUUGAGAUCUUUUCCUCCUGAGUUGCUCAGACCAUCAAAUCAUAUAUAUAUAUAUAUGCUCAUAAGUUGCUUUGGUGUUCGUCACACAAGGAUACUUCUUCAGUAUUGGGCUUCACUGUUUUUUCCUUGGGAAAAGUCAGUGCCCUGGAAUAUUUAAACUUAUUUUCGCUUGAAGAAGAGUUGAUCUUGCUUUGUGAUCCACACUGAUUUCGGGUUUCUUGUGCUAUUCACAGAAAACCCAAAUCGACCGUUGAAACUUUUCAGGGAAAACCUCUGUUACCAUGAUUUGCUCCGUGAAGCAAUUUUCACCGAUGACCACUGCUGGAUCAGAAAUAUUUCUUCGGCCCAAAUCUCGGUCACCGAUACAGCAGUCUCUGCUGUUACCAUCUCUAUUAAUUGAGAAACCGAAGCGAUCAUCCAUCUCGGUGCAGAAACCUCUGCAUGUUUCCAUGGUAGGUGACUCUAAUGGAGGUUUUGGGUUUUUGAAAGCUCGGAGGAGUUCGAUCCAAUGCGAGGCUUAUGAGGCGGACAGAUCGGAACCGAUCGAGACUAAUAUCGAACUGCCAAAGGCCGAGGGGCCAUCUGAGGCGGCAAAGAAACUCAAGAUCGGUAUCUACUUCGCUAUGUGGUGGGCUUUAAACGUGGUCUUCAAUAUUUAUAAUAAGAAGGUCUUGAAUGCUUACCCGUAUCCAUGGUUGACAUCGACUUUAUCUCUCGCUUGUGGAUCUUUGAUCAUGUUGAUCUCUUGGGCUACGAGGAUCGCUGAGGCCCCGAAGACUGAUUUUGAGUUUUGGAAGGCUUUGUUCCCUGUUGCUGUGGCACAUACAAUUGGGCAUGUAGCAGCAACUGUGAGUAUGUCAAAGGUUGCUGUGUCUUUUACUCAUAUUAUCAAGAGUGGGGAGCCUGCUUUCAGUGUAUUGGUUUCAAGGUUCUUGCUGGGUGAGAGCUUCCCAAUGCCAGUUUAUUUGUCCCUCAUCCCCAUCAUUGGUGGUUGCUCACUUGCUGCUUUGACUGAGCUAAACUUCAACAUGAUUGGUUUCAUGGGUGCUAUGAUAUCAAACUUGGCAUUCGUCUUCAGAAACAUUUUCUCAAAGAGGGGCAUGAAGGGGAAGUCUGUCAGUGGAAUGAACUACUAUGCUUGUUUAUCUAUUUUAUCUCUAGUAAUUCUCACGCCCUUUGCAAUUGCGGUUGAGGGGCCACAGAUGUGGGCAGCGGGAUGGGAAAAGGCCUUUCCUCAGCUUGGAUCUCAAUUGCUUUGGUGGAUGGUAGCCCAAAGUGUGUUUUAUCAUCUGUACAACCAAGUUUCGUACAUGUCUUUGGAUGAGAUCUCUCCUUUGACUUUCAGUGUUGGUAACACCAUGAAACGUAUUUCAGUCAUUGUAUCCUCCAUCAUCAUCUUCCACACACCCGUCCAGCCUGUCAAUGCUCUUGGAGCUGCUAUUGCAGUCUUUGGUACCUUCAUAUAUUCUCAGGCAAAGCAGUAGAAGAUUGAGACGGAGAAACAAAGUAUAUUUAUAUUUUGUUCAUGUAAGAUAAAAAUCUUGGAAGGGAGUUUCUUCAAGAACUGGUGAAGACGCUUAUAGUAAUGGUAGAGUUUCUUUUCCAGAUCCACAAUUGGCGGAUUCUCGUUCGGAUGCAUCGAUAGUCUCGUGUUCUUGUAGAUAAGCAAUAAUAAAGAGAUUGAGAACACCAUUUAUGCUUUUUUUUUUUAUAUAUAUUUUCUUUUUUUCUUUUGUUAUACAAGUAAUUAGUUAGUUUAUUUUUCAAAUAAGAGAAUAAUCUCUCAGACA
Molecule: messenger RNA, 1979 nt
Organism: Cannabis sativa
Lineage: Eukaryota; Viridiplantae; Streptophyta; Magnoliopsida; Rosales; Cannabaceae
Product: glucose-6-phosphate/phosphate translocator 1, chloroplastic-like
Exons: 5
Coding region: 471-1673 (400 amino acids)
Biological process (GO): transmembrane transport
Cellular component (GO): Golgi apparatus; membrane
Molecular function (GO): antiporter activity; phosphoglycerate transmembrane transporter activity; triose-phosphate transmembrane transporter activity
Source: RefSeq, a predicted model, not a curated record